UGGAUCUCUCACAAACACACGAGAACCUUGUCGAGAUGAUGUCUUGAAGGAACUGUUUUUUUUUUUUGUUUUGUUUGUUUUGUUUUUUUUUUUUUGUUUGUUUUGUUUUGUUGUUUUUUCAUUUGUAAACCUCAGACUAAAUUUAAUGAAACUAACUGUUUAAAUUCGUAUAAUCUUUUGUCUUUCUGUCAAUUGGGCUGUCUAAAAUGUUGAUGUAUUGGCCGCAAAUGUAAGUAGCCUAGGUAUUUUGUAUGUUUAACCUGCCUGAACUACAUUAUCUCCCGUUAUACACUGAUUAUUUGUGGCUGAUUCUAUCUGGAGGUGAAAAACUCAAUAAUAAUGUGGACCGGGUCUGCACUCAUGUUGCUAAUCGGCUUAGCUGUGAUCAAAGUUCACUCUGCUUACAAAGAUGAGCUGUGUCCUCGAAAAGGGUUUACAGUGUUACAACAUCAUGGCAACAAAGUUUUAUAAUUGGCUAUAACUUUACACAGAAAAGAGCCCCCUCCUGGAGUUUUGGUAUUGAAGUUGGGAAGCAAUGUUGUGCUUGGCUGCAGGGGUGAUGUCACUGUGGAUGAUGUGCCAUUGGUUUUGGCCACUGUAAUGAAUAAAAAACACAGAAAUGGGUGGAAAGAAGACAUAAAUGUCAGCUGGUCAACCCAAAGAGAAAAAGUAUUCACUGGUGUUAAUGCUACACAUCAGACCAAUAUCAAGGGAGUUUCUACAACUGGAACACACCAAAAGAUAGCUGAUUCAAGUAAAUGUACCAAAGCUAAAGAGGACACGAUGAUCACUGUUAAACCCCCAGUAUCCAUGAGGGAGGAACAAACCACUUCAAGGCGUGUUUCACGUGCUGUCAAUCAACCCGCCCAGUCAGAGAGAUCAGAUGGAACCGGAUCAGAAGAACACGCAUUUCCUGUUACCAUGGGGACAGAAAACUUUUCUGAGGAUGAUGAAUAUGAGGACUAUUAUGAAGAGGAAGGGUCCAGAGUGACAAGAAGCAUCAAAAAGCGAACACACUGGACCCUGAAUGGUCGACAAGUACGUGUGGGAGUGGAAAGGGGAGGGAUUUUAAAACUUCCUAAUCUCAGCUUGGCCAAUGGUGGUAAUUACAGUUGCUACAGAGGAGAGAGACUGAUUUCAUCUGUCAAAAUCAGUGUUGGGGUGCCCCCAGAGAGACCUACUGUCUCAUGCUACAGGAAGUCUCACACAAGCAAGGUCCGCUGUGACUGGUCAUCAAAACAACCAAUAACCCCACGACCACUGUGUUAUUUACUUCUUAGAAGAGGAUUCUUUGGUAAUGUCACACAUGUGCCUUGUUUAUUCUCCCAUUCGCGGUGUUGGUGUGCUUUUUCUGUGGAGGAGGGUGACAAAACUCUUCAUGUGGCAAAACUGUGUGUGAAGAACAUAGCAGGCAAUACCACCAGCCAAGCAAUCAAAUUCAAGCUACAGGACAUCAUUAAGCCAGAUCACCCAACCAAAGUUGUGGUGAGAGCAGUUGAGGGCCAGAAAAACACACUUCAAGUGUCCUGGACUUAUCCCAGUAACUGGAAGCAUGGCUACUAUAACCUGCAUUUCCAGAUAAGAUACCGACCACAACAGGCACAGAAGUACCAGACCGUGUUGGUGGAUGAAAGUUUGGACAGACUGCUGUCCUGGAUGAUUUUCGAUGCUCUGCCAGAUACUCAGUAUGAGGUGCAGCUUCGUGCCAAGGAUGAAUUUGACGGCAUCUGGAGUGACUGGACCGACCCUGUCUUUGCACUCACUUGGUCAGCUCCUGAGACUACUACUGCCCCUGAAAGCAGCACUUUGGAACCCUUCGAGAUGUUUCCUGAAGGCUCAGGUGGAUCUGGAGAUGACCGUGAUAUAGUGGUAAUAGCUAGAGCUGCUGAUAAUGAAAAUGCUUCAAUGAGGCUGCAUGUGUCAUGGGUUUUUGGACUGUGUUUUCCUGUAGGCCUCACCAUGCUCUCAGUCUGUCUCUUCAGGAUACAUUUGGUUGUUAGAAUGGGAAAGCAGAUUUUGCCCUUUUCUUCCCUCCCUCAUUCCUCUCCCCCUCCCCCUCGUCCUCCCCUUGCACUCUCUGAACAGCUUCCAGAGGAGGGAAAGUCUCUGAUGUCUCCUUCCGAGCACAGCCAGCAUCACUUCCUUCCUGUUCAGCAAAAGGAAGAGGAGGGCAUUCACCUGGAUAACAUGGACUAUUUCCUGUCUCAAGGGGUUGAGGGUGUGCCAUGGAUUGUCGGCUCUUCUACACAAGAGACAUGAGUAUACAAGCAAAACCUUUCUGUAGUGAAUACACUGUGAUUCAAUAAGGACUAAGAAGGAUCUCAGCCUUUUGCUCUUUAACACAUUAUAUCACAGUGUUAUUACUUUGUAAGUAUUGUAUUUUGUAAGUACAGUAUUAUUACUUUGUAAAAAAAAAAAAAAAAAAAAAUGUGAUGCUGAGAGUUAAUGUAUAGACAAAGCAACUCUCACAGCCAACUCUGAUCUGUUGUGUUAUUGAUCAUUUUUGACUACUAUCAAAACAAUUUCUACAUGUUUGCCUUUUGUUGACCAUUGCAGUCUCAUAUGUGAAGCACUUUUUUUAUGUUCCUCUGAAUAAGAGUGUCUUCUAAAAUGCCUUUAAAUGAAAAUAAGCUUUUUUAAUUAUAUGUGGAGAAUUCUACCUAAAAUAAAAAUCACCUAUAUAUAGCCUUGCGGACAACUGAUUAGAGGUGACCAAGUGGAGAAUAACUGAGAUCCCUUUCAUCAUUAUGUAUAACAGUAACAAUAUGCCACUCUACUCCACGGAAACUCAACUACCAGUGUUUUGCUUGUGCUUUUUAUAAAAAAUGUAUGAAAAUUACAAAGAACAAUGCAUGA
This is a messenger RNA of Myxocyprinus asiaticus (Chinese sucker), 2856 nucleotides long. Its product is annotated as interleukin-6 receptor subunit alpha-like. Bases 601 to 2259 code for a protein of 552 amino acids. Lineage: Eukaryota; Metazoa; Chordata; Actinopteri; Cypriniformes; Catostomidae. Gene Ontology annotation, molecular function: protein binding; cytokine receptor activity. The record is from RefSeq and is a predicted model, not a curated record. Gene Ontology annotation, biological process: cytokine-mediated signaling pathway. The transcript is spliced from 11 exons. Gene Ontology annotation, cellular component: external side of plasma membrane.